Messenger RNA from Centruroides sculpturatus (bark scorpion), 1044 nucleotides. Its product is annotated as ribonucleoside-diphosphate reductase large subunit-like. Bases 31 to 654 code for a protein of 207 amino acids. Gene Ontology annotation, molecular function: ATP binding; ribonucleoside-diphosphate reductase activity, thioredoxin disulfide as acceptor. Lineage: Eukaryota; Metazoa; Arthropoda; Arachnida; Scorpiones; Buthidae. The transcript has 4 exons. The record is from RefSeq and is a predicted model, not a curated record. Gene Ontology annotation, cellular component: ribonucleoside-diphosphate reductase complex. Gene Ontology annotation, biological process: deoxyribonucleotide biosynthetic process.
GUCUAUGUUAUAUAUAUUAAAAGUUACUAUAUGAAUUUAUAUUUCAGGUAUGGUGUAAGAAAUAGUUUGCUCGUUUCACCAAUGCCCACUGCUUCUACUGCACAAAUUCUUGGUAAUAAUGAAUCGAUAGAACCUUACACAAGUAAUAUUUAUGUAAGAAGAGUUUUAUCGGGGGAAUUUCAGGUUGUGAAUCAUCAUUUAAUGAAUGAUCUAACUAAUUUGGGUAUAUGGAAUGAAGAUUUAAAGAAUAAAAUAAUUGCUUGUAAUGGUUCUAUUCAGAAAAUAGAUGGUAUUUCUGAUGAAUUAAAAAAACUGUAUAGAACUGUUUGGGAAAUACCUCAAAAAUCCAUUAUUAAGAUGGCUGCAGACAGGGGGGCUUUCAUUGAUCAAAGUCAGUCUUUAAACAUUCAUAUUGCAGAACCAAAUUAUGGAAAGUUAACAAGUAUGCAUUUUUAUGGAUGGCAGAUGGGAUUAAAGACAGGAAUGUAUUAUCUAAGAACUAAGCCAGCAGCCAAUGCCAUUCAAUUCACCGUAGAUAAAACAACAUUGACAAAAACAGCAGAAACGUCUAAUGAAAUUCAGCAAGAAAAACAAAAACAAGCAAUGGUAUGCUCUCUUCAAAACAAGGAAGAAUGUCUCAUGUGCAGUGCUUAAACAUUUUAUUCAAAAUGUUGAUCAUUUCAAAGAAAUUUAUAAUAUAAAAUAUGCCUCUGAAGAAAUUUUGACAAUCAUUUGAUAUUUUUAAAGAAUUUUUCCAGUUUGAUAACUAUUCAAAUAAUAUUUUUUUAAAUUUGAAUGCAUGCUAGAAAAUAUUUUGAUCUUACAAAUUAUAUGUUCUGUAGGUUUUGAUAAAUUAUUUCUUUUUAAAAUGUUUUUCCAGAAAGUAUUAUGUAACUUAAAACAUCAAAAGUUUUGAAUGCAUGGUACUAUGUACUGUAAUACAAUAUUGCAUAACUUCAUAAAGUUUCAAAUAUUGAUCAAAGAAAAUAAAUUUUGUAUUAUAUCAAAUGAUUCUCUGUAUUAAAAGUCCAUUUUAUAAAGUUU